UGCCCAGAGAGCCAGUCAGGCCCUGGCACCCAGCAGCAGCAGCAGCAGCAGCCACCUCUCCUGGCCCCCAUUGAGCAGUUACUGGGCCCCUCCCCCGCACCAACACCCAGCCUCCAAGUGCGUACCUCUUUUACUCCUAGUUGGGGAAUAUAUACAUCAGUCGGUGGUAGAGAGACACCCGGCCGACGGUGCGGGUUGUGCUGUUUGUGAGUGAGAGAGAGAGACAUCAGUUGGGAGCUGAAAAUCGCUUAGUCGAAGCCAAGUGUACCUCCUCCACAUCUCCAAGUUCCCCAGCAUCUGUCUGAACGUAUACAGAUCAGAAAUAUAACAAUAAGAUUGUGGCCCGAAGCCCAGCUUGCCCGGGGAUAAAUAUCCAGUGUAUCUCAGUAGCGCCCACCAGGAGGACCCAGCACGAUGCGCCUCACCCCCGCCACUCUCUACACCUGUACUCUCACCCUUAUCCUGGUGGUAGAUGUGGCGCUCGCGCAGAAGAACCCAUCGAGGCCGCUGGAGGACAACGAUGUACUGAGCGAGCGGAUCCCCAACGGCGGAGGAAAGAGGUACGGCAGCUCGGCCAGGAACGAUGUCAGGAGGUACGGUGUAGCGCCCACAGAGCUCCAGGUGCAUGACGGACACCGCAUGAUCACCCGAGCCCUCUGGAGGAUCUUCGAUGCCCUCAUGCAGAAGAAGGACCACUCGCAGCUCUACGGCAGGAUGGGUUUCGUCGAGGAGGCCUUGAAGAAGAUGAUCUCCGUCGACUCUCAGCUCGAGGACGAGAUCGAUAAACUGAAAGUAAGAUUCUUUCUUCAGUGGGCGGCAGCAGCGUACUCGUCUUGCCCACAGCCCUUCGUCAAGGUGGAUGGCGAGUGCUUCUACCUUGCUGCUCAUGAUUUGCUAGGUUGGGAGGACGCCCGCAGGGACUGCGGCAAGCUAGGAGGCGACCUAGCCUCCCCCCACAGCCUGCCCGCCCUCAGAGUGUACCUCGCAUCUAUCCCAGAACCUCCUGAGUACCUGUGGGUGGGCGCCUCCCAGCGCGACGAUGGUUCCUGGGUCUGGUCUUCAGGUCCUCAGGCUGGAGUGCCGGUGGACAUGAGCAAGGACACGUGGAACGAGGAAGUGCCAAGCGGCUCAGGCAAAUGCAUGGGACUCUUCGCUCAGAGUUCCUUCCGUGCCUACAACUACGACUGCCAGGAGAAGGACUUGUUCGUCUGCCAGUACUACUUCUAGCCGCCAGGGUCCUCCUCCUCCUCCUGGUGUGUCGCCAUCCCUUCACACACACACACACACAUUACACCUGAGUACACAUAAUAGCAUAGAAAUGUGGUUAGAGUAGCGGGGUGUUCUCAACGUGGGUAGUCGAAGUUCCAGACGGCGACUAACUGCCAUGGCCGCUUCCCGUACUUCCAGACUCGCUCUCUGCAUCUCCAAAAUAGAGAAGGUAAACCAGUGACUGUAAUAUGUCCUUCGCUGUAGAAGAACCUUAGUGAAUGCAGAGCGUGAAGCCGAGGUGAGUGUGGAAGAUAUAAGAGCUAAGCUCCCGAUAUCGUUGUUCACGGGAGACAUUUCCCGUCAUCUUCAUCAAUCAAUCGAUAUCGUUGUUGAGAGCCAGUAGUCUUCGCCUGCCCACGAGUACCCAUACUCCACCUAGUGAAUGUGGCUCUUAUUAUUUGGACCAUAAUAUUUAUUGUUCACUUUAAGUCCUGUACAGUUAUGGUGUGUUAUCUCUUGUCGUGCAAGUGACGUCCAUCAAUUCCUGGUGUGGGAGGCAUCGGCAGGAUGGCUGCUCCUGACAUCAUUGAUAAUCCCUGAGGUCAUUAAUGAGUGUAUACUGUUGAUGGUAGUGGAGCGGCUCGGUUAUGUGUGAGGUUUCUAUUAGACGUGAUCCUCCAGACUAGUAAACAUUGGACUUGAUCCUCCAGGCUAGUAAACAUUGGACGUACGUGAUCCUCCAGGCUAGUAAACAUUGGACCUGAUCCACCAGGCUAGUAAACAUUGGACCUGAUCCUCCAAGCUAGUAAUCACGACGGGAUCCUUCAGACUAGUAAACAUUGGACGUGAUCUUCCAAGCUAGUAAACAUUGGACGUGAUCCUCCAGACUAGUAAACAUUGGACGUGAUCCUCCAAGCUAGUAAUCACGACGGGAUCCUUCAGACUAGUAAACAUUGGACGUGAUCCUCCAGACUAGUAAACAUUGGACGUGAUCCUCCAAGCUAGUAAACAUUGGACGUGAUCCUCCAGACUAGUAAACACUGGUCAUGAUCCUCAAAGCUAGCAAACGUACCCAGCUUAAAACAUUAUCAUUAUGUACGAAUCUUCCACAUAAAUAUAUAUCACAUGAAAGUAAAUGUGUGUAUAUCCGUUUUCUUCCAGGUGAAAAUAUUGGGGCAUCAUUUAAUUAAACAAAUCAAAAAGUAUCCUUGAUUCCCGUGUGUACCUGUUUCUGUAUCCUAACUCCAGCAUUCUGUAUUUUGUACUGGCUACAUGUCUCUCCUCUCGAAUUGUGCUCUUGUUUAAAUUGGUGUUCAAUUGUGCGAAGUGUACUCAAUAUUUUAAUGACUCACAAUGUACCUUAUACCUCACCAGCGGGUUGUACCAGGCUGCUCCUCCUCCUGCUGCUUCCUUAUACACCCACCUUGCUGAAGCUUACACCCCCUUCCUGAAGCUUACACCCACCUUCCAGAAGCUUACAACCCCCUUCCUGAAGCUUACACCCCCCUUCCUGAAGCUUACACCCACCUUCCUGAAGCUUACACCCACCUUCCUGAAGCUUACACCCACCUUCCUGAAGCUUACACCCCACCUUCCUGAAGCUUACACCCACCUUCCUGAAACUUACACCCACCUUCCUGAAGCUUACACCCCACCUUCCUGAAGCUUACACCCACCUUCCUGAAGCUUACACCCCCCGCCGUCCGCCAAGUGUGGCCAUGUCUGUGGCCAAGUCAUCGGCAGAAGGCCCCUGCUAAGUUUCGUUUCAAUGACUUGGUUGUUCAUCAUUGGACAGUAGAGCUGCUGGUUUAUACUGGCGUAAUGGUGUUGCGUCACUGAGGCUGUGAUGCUCACACGCUUCGCCAACACUGAAGGACUCGUGUCGUAGCUGGCAGACUGUGUUCAUCUGUCAUGCCUCACUUGUUCACCUGCCAUGCCCCACCUGUUCAUCUGCCAUGUCCCACCUGUUCAUCUGCCAUGCCGCCAUGCCCCACCUGUUCACCUGCCAUGCCCCGCGUGUUCAUCUGCCAUGUCCCACCUGUUCACCUGCCCCAUCCUGACCUUGUACACCUGGUAACACCUCCACUUGUCUCCAGUUUACACUCCAUAACUCCCUUGAGGUGGUUGGUGUAUACGAAGACGUGCUUGAGGUAGCCCGCUGGUAUCCACGUCACAAGUAAGGAGCUCUAUGUGUAUGUAGCCUGUAUUCUCAAGUCUCUCAAAUGACCUCGAUCUUGAACGAAACUUAAAAGUAUUGGGUUUCUAUUCAAAUUCGAACGUUUGUGAAACUUUUUUGGACUUAGAUUAAUAAGGUUUCUAUUUCAUCUUUUUGUAUGUGGUGUGUUAGAGGUAUUUUUUUAACAAGUGAUUAAUUAAUAUACUCGUUCUACACAACUCCGUCGCGGAGAGAGAGAGAGAGAUCAACAGUUCCUGGAUUUGGAUCAACUGAAAAAUAUAUACAAAUAUAUAUAAUUUAUAUGUGAUAGGUCUGUAUUAACUUUUAAAAUAAAUGUAUCGUCAGUGGCUUUUUUCGUGAAAAUAACUAUAUUUAAUUUUGUAGGUAAUGACAAAAAAUUGUAGAUGUUAAUAAUAAUAUAUUUUAUCAAAUUUGGAAACAUU
This is a messenger RNA of Procambarus clarkii (red swamp crayfish), 3828 nucleotides long. The record is from RefSeq and is a predicted model, not a curated record. NCBI's taxonomy places the organism in Eukaryota, Metazoa, Arthropoda, Malacostraca, Decapoda, Cambaridae.